AUGAAGUUCGGCAAGACAUUUCCCAACCAUCAGGUGCCGGAAUGGGCACACAAGUACGUGAAUUACAAGGGUCUGAAGAAGCAGAUCAAGGAAAUCACGUUGGUGCAGGAUGCGCUGUUCCGCCAGGAGCAAGGCGCAGCUUCGCAGGACGGACCCGCUCGGCGGCGGGGAAGAGAGAGCAAGGAGCAGUAUCUUGGCCAUCCAGAGGUGAAGAAGCUGCUUGCAGCAUUUUUCUUUGCCCUGGACCGGGAUAUCGAGAAGGUGGACGGUUUCUACAACAUGCAGUUUAUGGAGUAUGACCGGCGGCUGAGGAAGCUUCUAUCAAGCGCGCAGCUGGCAGACAUCACGUCGGUACAGCGCGGCGCUACCGGCUACCUGCACGCGCCACUUCCGCAGUACAUAGCAUACGGGGAGCGCGAACGGGAUGGAUUGCCAGAGCGCUAUGUACCGCCGCACGCCACUGACAUGUCGGAGGACCUAGCGGAGGUGCUGACGAUUCUGCUGGAGCUGCGGUCGCACUUCCGCAACCUGAAGUGGUACGGUGAGCUCAACAAGCGGGCAUUCACGAAAAUCAUGAAGAAACUGGAUAAGAAGGUUGGCACAAACCAGCAGCACUCCUACUUCCAGGCCCGCAUUAAGCCCUUAGAAUUUGCUGACGAUACACCGAUCGUCAAGGCGCUAGCUACCAUUAAUGAGAUCCUAGAUCGCAUCUCGCCCUGCGUGAAGGAUCUACAGGAUAAACUACGCGGCGAAGACCGUCGUCUGCUCCAAGGCUCGUCGUCGCCAAUUGAUGUGGCGUCCCAGCUAGUUACCAAGGAUGACGGGGCGGGCUUGAUAAACGAGCUCAUUUCUAUGUACCGUUCUGUUGUCCUGAUACCGACGCGGACGCUGGUGACGCUAUUGAAUAAGUCCGCUUUAUCGCGGUCCUUCAGCUGUGUGGAUGAAAUCCUUGGUAUUAUACCUACGCUCGGAGAUCCAUCCGAUAUAAAUGGCAGAAACUUCUUCCAUCAUCAUGUAAUUGCACUGGGCAAAAAGCGGACCAAGAGUCUCGAAGAGCGUGAUAACAUAAACUCGCUACUGAGCGACUCUCUCGAUCUAGAGGCAGCGAUACCCCCGGAACCCAAUACUAGACUUGUUGGUGCUUUUGGUCCGGAUGGCGUUAACUCUGACGACUCUCCAGCUCCCCUGUCACACAUAUUACAACAGUUGCCAGCCCAUUUAAGACCGUCGCUGUUACAAAGAGAUAACUACAAGCGAACGCCGCUACAUUACUCUGCCCAAUAUGGUCUAUGUGAGGUUACCAGGAUAAUUCUGCAGGCUCUGAGUGAGUGGGAUGCUUGGAAUGCAGACGUUGCAAUCGAUGAUAUUGACGUGUGGGGAGAUUCGGAGAACCUCACACCAUUGCAUUUGGCUGUUAUCGGGACACACCCUCUUACUGUCAGCACGCUAUUGUCGUUUAUGAACCCAGAGAAAUCUCUUAACAGCCCUCGUUUGCUACACCUCGCGACAAGACUAAACUCGCCGUCUUUGUUAAAUUCUUUAUUGUCUGCUAAGGGCUUUGAUAUUGACUAUCAGGAGCCGGAAAAUCUCGAGACUGCUCUUUAUGUUGCUUGCAAGUUAGACAUCUAUGAGGCGGCCGAAUAUCUAGUUAAACAGGGUGCAAAUAUGGAACUUGGUGAGAAGCUUUUUGGCUGGACCCCAAUCUUUGCGGCAGCGACUGAAGGGUACGCGCGUAUCGUCCAAUUAUUAGUGGAUCAUGGGGCCAAAUAUGAUCUUUUUGAUGAGAGCGGUUGGACACCAAUGGAGCACGCGGCUCUGCGGGGACAUUUGGAUAUCUCUCAACUCAUUCGCAUAACAGAUAAUAAAGCGAUCACUCGGCCGAAGUUCGCCACCGACUGGAACAAGUCUACCAGACCAACAGAAACCACGAAUGGUUUGUUAUCCGCAUUAACACCAUCAGAAUCUGGGUCUACAACCACGGGCUCCGAAAACAAGAGCUCUUCUUUGACACCUAGCACCAGCAAUGAAAUGUAUGCUCUGCCAGCACGCUCUUCAACGUCAAUAGACAAGAUAUCUGAACCAAACAAAGGAAACCACAGGAAGGUUUUGAAGUCCCAGCUAAGCCACGGUAAGGUACAAACUAUUAAGGACACACAAUUGCCGCAGCAGCCGAUUAAGUCUUUCGGUCAUAGCUUCCUGCAGAAAGACGAGUCUGUUAUCCUUUUGACUUUGGGCACUAAUGAUAAUCGCAGUACCAUACCUGCUGUUUCUCUGAAUAAGGUUCCUGUUGCUAAGGCUUCCUCAACGGAGCUAGAUACAGCGUUAUCUUUGUUGGUUACAUGCAUGGAUAAUUUGGAUGCAGAACCUGUUAUGCUGGACCUUCCAUUGCAUGAGAACUUGGAUUCGGUCACUUUUAAAGUCCCAUACAAGAAAGAUUCCUCUUAUACUAUAUUUUUUGAUAUCGUUCCCACCUAUGGCUAUUCAAUGGCAAACAUGAACCGCGAAAAUUCCUCUGGUAUGCAUUCGAAUGUUGGUAAUAGUACUGGCCCCGCGUACCUAGACGCACAAGUGGGCCAGUGCGGCUCUCGUUUACACUAUGACCAGCUUGGGAGAGAUACACCAAACACUUACGAUCAGCGUUCGCGGCACCAAGCAUCCCAACAAAAGGAACAAAUUGCCACGAAGAAGCAAAGUAAGAUAUUAGGGAGGGCAGUUGCUUUAUUGGACUCCGCGCCAACUUCGGUGGGCCCCAACAGGCGCUCUAUUGCGGAGGCUAUCACUAUACCUAUCAUUGGGAGCGACACACUUGAAGUCCUCGGGAUUAUUCGAUUUGACUUCCUCGUAGUUACUCCGUUUGUCCACAAGAAUUUAUCAGUUGGACCUGCUGAAACGUAUUGGAAAUCGCUGGUUUCGACCCGGGUGAUCGGACACAGAGGCUUGGGCAAAAACAUGAACACGAACAAGUCGUUGCAGCUUGGCGAGAAUACGGUGGAGUCCUUUAUCGCAGCUGCCUCAUUGGGUGCCUCGUAUGUCGAAUUCGAUGUCCAGUUGACAAAGGAUAACAUUCCCGUUGUGUACCACGAUUUUCUUGUUGCAGAAUCGGGUGUCGAUAUUCCCAUGCAUGAGCUCACUUUGGAACAGUUUCUCGAUCUGAACGGGGAGCGUCAAAGGCAUCAGGACGCGAGAGAGGCCCACAGAAACCACAGGAGCCCGAACGGCAGACGCUUGUCCAUGGAUGACAGCUCUGCUGAGCUAAUUAAGCGGUCCCUGAUGAUGCGGGGCGAUGAAGACCGCACAGCUAGAGACCUUAACACAAUAUACGGCGACCGUAUGCGGCUGACCAGAACGUUCAAGAAGAAUGCCUUCAAAGCCAACUCCAGGGGUCAUGCCAUUGCAUCUAGUUUUGUUACGCUAAAAGAGCUGUUCAAGAAGAUCCCCCAGAAUGUUGGCUUCAACAUCGAGUGCAAGUAUCCAAUGGUAGACGAGGCCGAGGAGGAAGACAUCGGCCCGAUCGCCGUGGAAAUGAACCAUUGGAUCGAUACCGUGCUGGAGGUUGUCUACGACAACGUCGAGGGCCGUGACGUCAUCUUUUCGUCGUUUCAGCCAGACGUGUGCCUCAUGCUCUCCCUAAAGCAGCCCUCCUUCCCGAUCCUGUUCCUAACGGAAGGUGGGACCGCGAAGCGCUGCGACAUCCGCGCGGCGUCGCUGCAGAAUGCCAUCCGCUUCGCGCACCGCUGGAACCUGCUGGGCAUCGUCUCGGCCGCGGCGCCAAUCGUCAUCGCGCCCCGCCUGGCCCAGAUCGUCAAGUCCAGUGGCCUUGUGUGCGUGACGUACGGCGUCGAGAACAACGACCCCGAGAUCGCCCGCGUCGAGAUGGACGCCGGCGUCGACGCGGUCAUCGUCGACAGCGUGCUCGCGGUCCGCAAGGGCCUCACCCGCGAGGCACAGGACGCCGACACGCUCUAA
Eremothecium gossypii ATCC 10895 is the source of this 3966-nucleotide messenger RNA. RefSeq names its product glycerophosphocholine phosphodiesterase (gene GDE1). Gene Ontology annotation, molecular function: protein binding; glycerophosphocholine phosphodiesterase activity. The record is from RefSeq and is marked provisional. NCBI's taxonomy places the organism in Eukaryota, Fungi, Ascomycota, Saccharomycetes, Saccharomycetales, Saccharomycetaceae. The transcript has a single exon. Gene Ontology annotation, biological process: glycerophospholipid catabolic process. The coding region runs from base 1 to 3966 and encodes 1321 amino acids.